AUGGCAUCAUCAAGCUGGCUACAGCGAGGUAAUAAUCGUUUGCAAGGCUUGUUGCUAGAUAUAUCUGGUGUUUUAUACAAUUCUGGCGUUUCUGGUGGUCAAGCAAUUGAUGGAUCUGUAGAGGCUUUAGCAAGAUUGAAGAAAGCACAUUUUCCCCUUAGAUUGUGCACAAAUGAAUCUCAGUGUUCGAUCGAUACAUUAGUUAAGAAAUUACAACGUUUAGGAUUUAAUGUUCAGGAGGAAGAUAUCUAUUCACCUAUUAAAGCAGUUAAAAGUUUUUUGAUAGAAAACUCACUACGCCCUCAUUUGCUUGUACAUCCAGACGUCUUGGAUGAAUUUGUUGAUAUCGACCAAUCAAAUCCUAACUGUGUAGUUAUUGGUGAUGCUACAGAUGCUUUUUCUUAUGCAGCACUAAAUGAAGCUUUUACAAUACUAAUGAACAUGAAGCAACCCAAGCUGAUUUCUCUAGGAAAAGGACGAUAUUACCAGGAAACUGAUGGAUUGAAGCUUGAUGUUGGCCCUUUCUCCAAGGUGUUAGAAUAUGCAUGCCAGAUUGAAGCAGAAGUAGUCGGCAAACCAUCGAAAACAUUUUUUAUGGCGGCACUUGCCGGUUUCAAUAUUAAUCCAGAACAUUUUCUGAUGAUUGGUGAUGAUGUUGUAAGCGAUGUUGGUGGCGCACAAGCUUGCGGCUUACGUGGAGUUUUGGUUAGAACAGGAAAAUAUAGACCAUCCGACGAGAAUCAUCCACAAGUUCAACCAGAUGCUGUUGUAAAUAAUCUAGCGCAAGCAGUCGACUCCAUCUUGCAAUAA
Messenger RNA from Trichoplax adhaerens, 810 nucleotides. RefSeq lists its product as uncharacterized. The transcript is spliced from 7 exons. Gene Ontology annotation, molecular function: inorganic diphosphate phosphatase activity; phosphatase activity. Gene Ontology annotation, cellular component: cytosol. Bases 1 to 810 code for a protein of 269 amino acids. Gene Ontology annotation, biological process: dephosphorylation. The record is from RefSeq and is a predicted model, not a curated record. Lineage: Eukaryota; Metazoa; Placozoa; Uniplacotomia; Trichoplacea; Trichoplacidae.